Messenger RNA from Parastagonospora nodorum SN15, 1048 nucleotides. RefSeq lists its product as hypothetical. The record is from RefSeq and is a predicted model, not a curated record. Lineage: Eukaryota; Fungi; Ascomycota; Dothideomycetes; Pleosporales; Phaeosphaeriaceae. The transcript is spliced from 2 exons. Gene Ontology annotation, biological process: lipid catabolic process. Bases 114 to 1028 code for a protein of 304 amino acids.
GUUCGAUAUCGGGUUGCGAGCUUGUCUUUCGUUCUUUCGCGUCUGUACACUGCUCUCAUAUCGGCUGUAGUAAUUUGAGUAAGAGCUAGGAAACAUCUAGGAUAAAACCAACCAUGUCUCCUCUCCUACGCCUAGCAGCUGCCUUGCUCGGUGCAGUUGGUUCUGUCACCGCAGCUCCCGUCGAGCUCAAUGGCAGAGCCGUUUCCAACGACGUCUUCUCGAAGCUUCAAUUUUUCAGCCAAUACUCAGCCGCGGCGUACUGCCUGUCCAACAACAACUCGCCCAACACAAAGCUCUCCUGCGCCCAAGGAAACUGCCCGCUCGUCGAAUCCGCAUCCACCAACACCCUGACCGAAUUCGAAAACAGCAUCGCCACAGACAUAACCGGCUUCGUCGCCACCGACACCACCAACAAGCUCAUCGUGCUGAGUUUCCGCGGUUCGCGCAGCAUCCGCAACUGGAUCACCAACCUCGUCUUCCCCACCAUUCCCACAACCAUCUGCCCAACCUGCCUCGCAAGUAAGGGUUUCUGGUCCAGCUGGCUCGAAGCGCAGUCCAACGUGCUCGCUGCCAUCGCCACCGCAAAAGCCCAGUACCCAGACUACAAGAUCGUAGCUACAGGCCACUCCCUUGGUGGCGCACUCGCGUCCCUCGCCGCCGCCGUGCUGCGCAGCCAAGGCACAACCGUCGACCUGUACACCUACGGCGCGCCGAAAAUCGGGCUCGAGAGCAUUUCUCAGUACCUGAGCAACACCACCAUGGGUGCGACGUUCCGCGUCACGCACAAGAACGAUCCUGUGCCCAAGUUGCCGCCUGCGCUGCUGGGCUUCAGACACAUCAGCCCCGAGUAUUAUGUCACGAGUGGUGUGGAUGUGGCGGUUACGCCGGCGGACGUCAAUGUGCUUCAGGGCACGCUGAAUCUUAAGGGCAACGAGGGGGAUUUUGGAGUCGAUAUUGAUGCGCAUUUGUGGUAUUUUGGGGAGAUUAGUGCGUGUGAGGGCGCGCCUGGCGUGGAGUUCAAGUCAUGAGAUUUGAUGGAAUAUGGAGU